Molecule: messenger RNA, 1167 nt
Organism: Macrobrachium nipponense
Lineage: Eukaryota; Metazoa; Arthropoda; Malacostraca; Decapoda; Palaemonidae
Product: signal peptide, CUB and EGF-like domain-containing protein 2
Molecular function (GO): calcium ion binding
Source: RefSeq, a predicted model, not a curated record
AAAUGAAGACGGAACUCAUACAGGACGUGAGGGAAAUGAUUGACGGAAAUAAAGUCCAAGCCACGUCAGUGAGACAUGACCUGGCGAAUCUGCAGCAACUCUUAGAGACAGACGAGUGUGCCCAGAUGAGCCAUAACUGCAGUGCCGACGCGAUCUGCAUAGACACCAGAGUCUCUUUCAGAUGCAAAUGCAAACCUGGUCUGACAGGAGAUGGAUACUCGUGCACAGAUACUGACGAAUGCGCGGCCAACGAGACCAUCUGCGGGCCAAACAGCGUCUGCCAAAACACUCUGGGAAGCCACACGUGCGAAUGCGACGAAGGAUACGCUAUGAAAGAAUCCUCCGGCACUUGUGAAGAUAUUGAUGAGUGCAGGGAGGGCAAAAAUAAUUGUAGCACUUAUGCUAUCUGUGAAAAUUUACCAGGUGGUUACAACUGCACGUGUUCCAUACACCACGAAGGUGAUGGAUUCAGUUGCAAAGGAAUCGAAAUGAACUGCACAGAGCCUUUCAAAGCCGUGAGGGGCAUCGGAUGCAUCCACAUCACUGAGGAAUCCGAGGAGUUUGAUCAAGGUCGAGAAUCAUGCAAGGCACUUGGUGGAGAUCUAUUCGUGGCUGACAACAAAGACCAUUACCUGCGCCUGGCUCAACAUUUCAGAUCUACAGACCAAGUUUCAGACGUAAAAUAUAUGUGGGUGGGCGUGAAGGAAGGCGUAUGGCUCAGCGGAAGGGAAGUAGAUCCUGCAGAGGAGGCGCCUGAAAACCCUUCCAUGACGAGUGAAAAAUGCAGUUACACUGAUGGCGAUCCUGGAGAAGACUUCCUGCUCUGGACCGACCCUUGUUAUUACGAGUGGAGAAGUCUUUGUCAGCAAGAGAUCUAACUGAAAAGGAAGAUUUCUCAAGAUGUGGCAGCAUUUUCCUGUGUCAAUUCGGCCUCAAGAAUUUUCAUACACUUUUUUUUUUGUACCUCGUGUUCUUAUCAGUGUGUUCUUUGAUUAGGUUUUGUGUACCUUCCGAGUUAUAGAAAGAAGUGAUACUUAAUCAUUCAUUACAGAUAGAAAGGACUUCAGUUUAUCUUUCACCGAUAAAUUGUCAUAAUGUUAGUAACUACACCCAAUCAAAAGCUUCUCUGAAUAACUAGAAAAUAAAAAAAUAAAUAAAUAUCAACAC